CACGAAUUUAUUUCAUUUAUCAAGUUGAUUUAUUCCUAAGCACAGUGCAUUCCAAAGUCGUAGAGUCGUAGCAAAAAACAACAACAUUUUAUCUCAUUGUUUUAUUUUAGUUUAAUGAAAAUUUGAAAUUAUCGCAUUCUAAAGAAUGGAGUUAGCUAGUGUUCUAAAAGCAAUGAUGCUUUUCAUGUUCAAUCCGAAAUCAGACCAUCCUCCAAUUUCCAAUCACUUGAACAGUUUUGAUGCAUCAACUGAAUCGACGUCUAUAAGUUCAUCAUCAACACCGGCCAUUGAGAUUCAACACCAAGAUGAUGUGCAAAUUAUCGAUGGGAACAAUAAAAAAAUGUAUGAAGAGACAACCGCACUGGUGCCAUAUGAUUUUGACUGUGCAAUGCCAUAUCCACCGUCUGUGAUCGAACGUCCAACGCCACCAAUGAUACCGAGCUCAAAAACGUUUGAAGAAAAUUCACGAAGCGUUGACCGUCCUCAUGCAAAAGCAUCAUUCACCGUUCCAAUUCAUAUUGUUCAUCGAUUACCUGAUUCAGCAAUUUUAGAUUUACAAAGAUUCGAAGAUUAUUGCGAAAGUAAAAUUCUUGAUUGCUACCAUGCCAUUCGAGAUUUCAACAAUUAUAACUAUGAAAAGAAUCAAGAGAUUCAGUAUCUUUCGUAUACAGAUAAAAGAAAACAAGAAAUCAUUCAGCAAUCGCAAGAGAAAAAAACAGCGAUUGAAGCCGCACAAAAUAAAAUGCAUCAAGUGUGUAGCCGGGCCGAACGGUAUCGUGAACAAAUUACAACGACAUUGAAUCCAUACAUGCAAACGUUCUCAUCAUUCUUCGCACAACCAAAACGUGUGCCCAAACUGUGGUAUGAUAUCCAUAAUUUGGAGACAAUUAUCCAACAACUAUUCACGCCAAAGCUAAAAUGUCGCAUGCAUUACGUUGAAAAAACAAAAGAACUUCGCAUGAGCCGUCAGCCGAUGAACGAUACAGACCGAAAAGAGUUUAUACCAUUGCCAAAAGAAUAUAUCAAUAGCCGAGAUGGCAAUGAUGCUGAAACGGUGAAUGGUGCAAAUUUAAUUAUGGAAUACAAUCAUCCAGACACUGAUAUUCAAAUUAAAAAAUCAUCAACCACCGACCAAUUCAAUAGCAAUGUUUUACAACAGCACACGUACUCAACCAAUGAAGAAAUUCAACAAAUCAUCAUUUACUAUGUUUUCAAAUUCUAUGAGCUCAAGGUUCGAGAUGGCACUCGAAAGGUGUUCCAUUAUACGCGAUUGUUGAAACAAAAAAAGAGAUCAAGCGCAACCAAAGAGCAAAUCAGCAACGUUGAAGAUCAAUUGGCCGAAGCUAUCAAAGAAUUGCAAUCGGAUACCAUUGAGAUGGAGAGAAAUCGUGUCACGCCCGAAUUAAUUGGAUUGUACAAUGCGGAAAAUGAAGCAAAAGAUUUAUUGCCAGACACAAAAUUCAUCACUAAAUUAAUUGGACCAACCAAUAAACGAGUAAUAACCGCUUUCAAUCCAAGCGAAUCGAUUCUUUUCAAUGCUUUAGAUGGUGCCAAAAUAGAUUUGAUUGCGGACGAAUCCAAUACCAAAAAUUUAGCCAAAGUAUCGGCGAGUCAAAGUCAAAGCGAUCGUGAGGAUCUCAAGGAACCAUUAUUUUGGGAUCAAAACUGGCAGUGGGACUUUUGAUAAUAAUAUUUUAAAAAAAUAUAUCAAAAGCCCGUGCAAUAUUGUUUCUCCAUAGGAGUCAAGAAUGUAUAAUUCACAUUUUUGGAAAUUGUCAAUUUUAUUUGAAAUAAAAUUCACCAAUCAACGGAAAUCAUAA
Contarinia nasturtii (swede midge) is the source of this 1820-nucleotide messenger RNA. RefSeq lists its product as uncharacterized. NCBI's taxonomy places the organism in Eukaryota, Metazoa, Arthropoda, Insecta, Diptera, Cecidomyiidae. The record is from RefSeq and is a predicted model, not a curated record. The transcript has 7 exons. The coding region runs from base 146 to 1684 and encodes 512 amino acids.